GCAGCCCCCGGCGCUCGGCGCGGUGGCAGCUCCAGACACGGGAACACCUUUUGUGCCCGCUUGGAACCCGCUGUGCCCGUGUUUGAGGAACGCAGCGCAAUGUUUGCCCCCGGAGUUGUUUGGCCGCUGGGGAAAUCGCGGCUCCUGCCCUUGUUGGCCCAUGGGAUCCGUGUUGAGGCUCUGAGCCGGAGCUGCAGCCCUGCCACAGGUGCAGCCUCGGCCCAGCCCCGAGGGAUUCUCCUGCUAAUGCGUUUCUCACACACCUCACAUCUGGGUUCAAAACCUUACUGCAAAAGCCCAUCGCACAGCUUUGCUGAAAGGUUAAAAUAUCUCCGUAGCAUUACCUGAGACUGAUGAUACCUUUUUUCUCUCUCUUUUUCUUUUUUUUUUCCUUUUUUUUCCUUAAAAAAAAAAAUAUUGCCUAAAGUAGUGGAAAUACUUGAAAUCUUCCUACUAAUAACAGGCCGUUUCAAUGUGGUCCUUAUUGCCUGACAUAAAGAGAAUUUCCUUUAUCACUGGCUGGCUUAAAGCUAUUGUAGUUCUCAUCUAUCAGUGUGAUUUUAUUUAUUUAUUUACUUUUGGUUUUGCGUUUCGUUCUGUUUGACCAGUGAUCCUUGGCUAGUCAAGCUUUUAUUUUUUUUUUUUUAUUUUAAUUUAUUGCUGUCUCUAGUCAGUGUCCCGUUUUGGUUUGGUUGUGUGAAGGUGGUGCUGGUGUUUGGUUGGUAAUCUCGUAGGGCAGCGUGCAGGGAGGGUCAUAAAUCUGCAGCAGGGUUUGGUGGCUUUUUUUUUUUUUUCCCUUCUUUUUUUUUUUGUGUGUGUGUGUGUGUCUCUCUUGUUUUACUUUCAGAGCAAUAACUUAACUUUUGUCCUUGCUCUGUUGAGCAAAAGUGAAAGUUAGAUGCUGGGUGCAAACUUCUGCAAUCAGUUAUCCUUUUUAACCUUUCAUAGCUGUAGAUUCCUCAUGCGGAGGAGGCUUGGUGAAAAAUCAGUCACCUCAAAAAAUAAACCCAGAGCGAUUGAAGCUUUCUUUUCUCCGAGUAAAACAACGUAAUUAUAACAGAAACAUUUGCUCCUGCAGUCACCUCCACAAAAAGGCAGUUAAUUAAAACCUGUUACUGCCCAGCCAGGGGCUUCAGCUGGGACCUCCCGUGCUCUCCAGGCUGGAUGGGGAGCAUGACACCCUCCUGUUAUUCCUGCAGAUGCUCACGGAAGACACUGAGGGAGAGGAGCAGGAGCGUUCUCGAUAGUCCUGUCUCGGCACCAUACCAGUCUAGAACCUUUGCUCUUGAAGAUGGUGAGUAGCCAGCCUAAGUACGAUCUAAUUCGGGAGGUUGGUCGUGGCAGUUAUGGUGUGGUGUACGAAGCGGUCGUCAGGAGGACCUGUGCCCGCGUGGCUGUGAAAAAGAUCCGGUGCCACGCUCCCGAGAACGUGGAACUGGCUCUGCGCGAGUUCUGGGCCCUUAGCAGUAUCAAGAGCCAGCACCCCAACGUCAUUCACCUGGAGGAGUGCAUCUUGCAGAAAGAUGGCAUGGUGCAGAAGAUGUCCCAUGGCUCCAGCUCCUCCCUGUAUUUACAGCUUGUAGAAACCUCAUUAAAAGGAGAAAUAGCCUUUGACCCCAAAAGUGCUUAUUACCUGUGGUUUGUGAUGGAUUUCUGUGACGGAGGAGACAUGAACGAGUACCUGCUGUCCCGCAAGCCCAACCGCAGGACCAACACCAGCUUCAUGCUGCAGCUCAGCAGCGCCCUGGCCUUCCUGCACAAAAACCAGAUCAUCCAUCGGGACCUCAAACCCGACAACAUCCUCAUCUCCCAGGGCAGGGCGGACGCCAGCGACCCCGAGCCCACCCUCAAAGUGGCGGAUUUUGGGCUCAGCAAGGUGUGCUCGGCCUCGGGGCAGAACCCCGAGGAGCCGGUCAACGUCAACAAGUGUUUCCUGUCCACCGCCUGCGGCACCGACUUCUACAUGGCCCCCGAGGUGUGGGAGGGCCACUACACGGCCAAGGCUGACAUCUUUGCCCUGGGCAUCAUCAUCUGGGCCAUGCUGGAGAGGAUCACCUUCAUCGACACCGAGACCAAGAAGGAGCUGCUGGGCAGUUACGUGAAGCAGGGCACGGCCAUCGUGCCCGUGGGCGAGGCGCUGCUGGAGAACCCCAAGAUGGAGCUGCUCAUCCCCGUGAAGAAGAAGUCCAUGAACGCUCGCAUGAAGCAGCUGAUCAAGGAGAUGCUGGCGGCCAACCCGCAGGACCGGCCAGAUGCCUUCGAGCUGGAGCUCAGACUGGUCAACAUCGCCUUCAAGGACAGCAGCUGGGACACGUGAGGGGCUCGGUGACAGCUGCAGGCAGAGCCCGAGCUCACCUGCAGGGGGAUUUUUCACCCAACUGGAGAUUCCCCACAGGAAUGCUGAGCUGGCCAACCGUGUGAAAUCCCAGAGUGAGACCUGAGGCUGUUCCUUGGUGUGCGCUGGCAGGGGGAUGUUGAGAGAGCCAACACUACUUGAUUUCCAGCACUCUGUCACGGAGUGCCUCACACAUUCCAGUUUCCUAUGUCAGUAUUAGGAACUCUCAUGGAAAAAAAAAAAAAAAAAGAUUUGCAUGCUGGCAGUGCAAAUCUUGAGGCUUUGUAAUGUAAUCUGUGUAUAUAUUUAUGUAUAUGAGUGACUGGGAGUGUGUGGCACUUAAAUUAUUUGCUGUGGGUCUGGAUGAUUGGGGUCUGCUAGAAAUCUGGGUGAAGAAGGUGAGUGAGAAAAGCUCCUUCUUCCCCAGGCCUGAAUGACUUUAUUAUUUAUUUUUGUUAUCUAAUUUCAAAGACUUGACUUUGUAAACAAAACAAAAAAAGCAAUGCAAGGGGAUCAGCUGCUUUCAAAGUGCUAACGUGGCUGAUCUUAGCACUUAGAGCUUAAUGAGCUCAUCACUGAGGGAGUCAAAUUAAAAAUGUACAGGCAGGUGCUGGCAGGGGGCCUGGAUCAUUGAUCAUUUGAUUUUGCUUUUUUUUUUUUUUUUUGAUCAAUUAAUCUGCCUUUUCUCAACAUGCUCUCUGCCCUGGUGUCCAUAAUCCCAUAGCACCUUGAGGAUUUAUCCCAGCAGAAUUCCAUGCCCUCACUUUAUGGAAACACAGAUGAGGGAAUCCAGCAGCAUAUUCUUGAAAUCCUUCAAAAUGUGGUGGCAGCACAGUUUUCCCACUGACUAAUAAUCCCAAUAGUCACUGGGCCUUUCCUCCCUGGCACUGCCCCAAAGGCAGUGGGGACAGAGGUGGCCCUGUCACACCUGGUGUCAGAGCUGGGAGAAAGCUCAGUGACAGCUCUGUCAAAGGUGGCAGCCUGGCUUGAUUUUCUUUAAUUUCUCCUCUUUUUAAAGAAGUGAUGCUUAUUUAAAAGCACAGAUGGGAGGAAGCGGGGGGGUUAUCCCCUGCUUAUCCCCAGCUCUGGCUGCAGAUUGAGGCUGGGAGAGGUUUCACUGAGGCCACCUGACACUGCAGAGCUGACAGCAGCUCUUUGGAGCAGCACAACAUUUUGUUCUUCUGGGUGCAGGACCCACCUUUUCCAUUCAGUUUGACCUUUUGGGAAAAAAGCAGAGUCUUGAAAUUGCCUUUUAAGCUACAGGAAAGGCCAGUUUUCUUUAAAAAAAAAAUUCAAUUUAAUUAUUUCCCCCACCCAAAUCUUGCCUGAAAAUGGCUUUAAGUAUUUCCUUGUAUAAUUUGCUUUUUGAAUACUGUUCCCUCUUAGUGCUGGGACAGCUGUUCUGGGCACUCAGUGUUUAAUUCUUUGAGUGCAAAUAAACAAAACACGAUUUUUGUUUUUCCAAAAGCAAAGGAUUCUGAUUCCACUCAACUUCUGAGGCUUUACAGGUGGUUCUUACCUGGUGCUGUGUGAGCUGGUGGCUGUUUCUUUUAAUUCUUGUUACUUUUCUUUCACUUCAUCAUUUUAGGGAGUGAUCCUCAGACAAACACACUUCGCUGGUGCCAACUCUGCCUCCCAGUUCUCACAUCUCAGCAGGGUGAGAAAAACUUGAAAAAAAGGGGGUUUACAAUUCACAUUAAACUCGGGAGCUUUUUAAAAAUGAGGGGGUGAGCGUUCCCCUCUCUCACCCACCCCAAAAUCACAAGCAGAGCAGCGCUGCUCCCCUCCGAGGUGCUCUGGGAACCCCCCGAGUCCCUCUGCAGGGUUCCACUGAGGGAAGUUUUGGGUUUUUUUUUUUUGACUCCCAAAGUGUUUCUUUGCACUGAUUGCCACUUUAUAGGUUGGGGGUACCUGAAAUCCCUCUCAUGGUGCUUAUCCUCGCUGUUGGGUGACACUGCUAGUCCUCGAGCUCUGUGUUCUCUUUGAUUUUUAUUUUAUUUUGUUGUCUGAGGUCUUUGUUUUGAGAAAACAAAUCAAGAUGUUGUAGCAGCUGCGGGGUCGUUCACCAGCGUGACACGAAGUCAAGACACUUCUCAGCACUUGGGAAAGAUUUUUUUUCCUUUUUUCCAUGUUUUUCUUUAAAAACUGUAAAAUAUAUUUUAUGGAGAAUUUAUAAUGAGGGAAAUUAUUGUGUAAUUUAUUAAGUUCAUGACUGUUUUUGAAAUAAAAUCUUGAAUUUCCAUG
This is a messenger RNA of Cyanistes caeruleus (blue tit), 4579 nucleotides long. NCBI's taxonomy places the organism in Eukaryota, Metazoa, Chordata, Aves, Passeriformes, Paridae. The record is from RefSeq and is a predicted model, not a curated record.